Messenger RNA from Notothenia coriiceps (black rockcod), 5463 nucleotides. It is a transcript of the gene wdr90, whose product is annotated as WD repeat domain 90. Bases 268 to 5064 code for a protein of 1598 amino acids. Gene Ontology annotation, cellular component: centriole. Lineage: Eukaryota; Metazoa; Chordata; Actinopteri; Perciformes; Nototheniidae. The transcript is spliced from 36 exons. The record is from RefSeq and is a predicted model, not a curated record. Gene Ontology annotation, molecular function: protein binding.
CGGGAAGGAUACAACUCUAGCAGUUGUCAAAUCAAAACUGUUGUUCACUCGCUUCCCGGGAGAACUGGGAAAGGUCUCUUAUCUCAAAAGUGAUGUGAAACUAAAUGUGUUAUCAUAGUUCUUCACUGUGGCAUUCUGAUAAGGAGCUUUACUGUUCAUUUAGCUGUCUGUUUGCUAGCUAACCUCUCUAAAGCCCCACUAGCUGCUCGUGUUGACAGCUGCAGACACUGAGACAUCAACAACUCCUGUUUGAAGCAUUGUGUAUCAAUGGCCUCCAAAGGUUGGCAGCAUCCUUAUGUCAACAUAUUCAAACAUGUCAGGGUUGAAGACUGGAAACGGUCGGCCAAAGAGGGGGAAGUGUCAACAUGCACGGACAAGCGCCUGAAGUGCUCAGUGUUCAGGAUCAGAGGUCCUGUUCCUGCCAACAGCUUCAUCAUGAUACCCAAAAACAUCAACCAGUCUCUGGGGCUGACCGGUCGCUUCUUCUACCUUCUAUUCAGGCCCACCCCCGGAAAAUACUUUGUGGUCCACCUGGAUGUUUCUGCCGAGGAGGGCCAAGUGGUCCGUAUCUCUUUUUCCAACAUGUUCAAAGAAUUUAAAUCCACGGCUACCUGGCUUCAGUUUCCUUUCUUGUGCGGAGCUGCAAAGGAUUCAGUCUAUGAAAGCACAGCUAAAUCUGCAAGACAUGGCUUAGUGGGUCCUGCUCCCACGUCAGUGCGUUGGACCUGUCUGACGCUGGAUCUGCAGUACACUCUCUCUGUCUACCUCAACGGCUGCUACAGUCAACUCAAGAGCAUUAAGCUUUGUGCCAACAUGGCAGUGAAAAACAUGUUCACCAGCAACCUGCUGCUAGAUCCAGGUCUUUCCUUCAGUGAAGCCAAGCUGAUGGGUCUGGUUUCUUCCGAGGGAACGGGUCCCGUCCCCAGAGACAUGUCAUUUCCUGUUCCCAAAGGAGGCUCCUGGCACGACCUCUACGAUCACAUCAGGUUUCCCUCAGGGGGAACGAAGCUACCCUUUGACUCCAUUCAAAAAGACCCUCCCAGGCCCGAGGCUAGUUGUGUCUCUGACCAAAGAAGACCAAUUAGAGAGGAGCCUUGCUUUGUCAGCCUCAGCAAACCCGUUCAGGACCGAGUGUCCCUCAUCCAGCAGAUCACCGCUCCAAAAUCAGUAAGACUUAAUUCGCCACCCCGGUGCAUCUAUCAUCAUUCCAACAAAGCGCAGACAGCACAGGUGAGAGAGGAGAGUCAGUUACAGAGUGGAACACAGGAAUCCAUCAAAAGUUUGAGAGCUCAUCCACUUUUUUCUACUCUCUCCUCCUUAGAAGCUGCUCCCGACCCUAUUCUCAGGCUCAAUCGAAUCACUCGGCUUGGGGGAGCCACUACUUUACAGGCCCUGUGGAGCAAAUCGGGUGAUGAAGUUGUGUAUCCGUGUCACGCAAUCAUCGUCUCCAUGAAGAUAUCGUCUAACCAGCAGAGAUUCUUCAUCGGACACACUGAUAAGGGAAAUAUUAAUCCACGCCCCGCUGAGCGUACCAGCCUCCAGGAAGACAGCGGAAAAAUCCAGGGGCCAGAGUCUCAGGAAGCCAUCCUCAGAACCUAUGUAUAUGUGCUUCCUCACACAUGGCCUUGUCUUCCAGAGCAUGAAGGACCUGUGAGCCUGGUGUCAGUCUCUUCUGACAGCCUUCAGGUGCUGGCAGCCACCUCCACCGGUAACCUGGGUUUCCUCGAUGUGAGCAGCCGCGGUUACAACACGCUGAUGAGGUCACACACUGACACGGUGCUCGGCUUCAGCGUGGAUGGCAUCCGCCGGCAUCUCACCUCAGCCUCCUCCGACGGCACCGUGCGCAUUUGGAACAUGGAUUCCUUGCAUCAGUUGUAUGAUUUCGCGUCAGAGGACAGCCCCUGCUCGGUGGCUUUCCAUCCCAGCGAGCAGGUCUUCUCUUGUGGCUUCAACUCCGGCAUCGUAAGAGUCUUCGACAUCUCCGCUGCCAAGCUGCUGGCUGAACACAAGCAGCACAGAGGUGAAGUGGUGGGUCUGGCCUUCUCACCGGACGGGGAGUUCAUGUACAGCGCUGACUCUCAGGGCUCUCUGGCACUUUACAACGCCACAGAGGAAGACCUCAACGUGAUCAGAGUUGUGUGUAAUGUGGUGGCUCGAGGCACCGAGCACGCUCCAGACGCUCUCGCUGUGAGUAGCGACAGCUGCUGUCUGGCUUUCAUCGGCCCCUCGGAGUACAUCGUCACCAUCGCUGACUCGCGCUCUCUGGAUGAGUUGCUCCAUGUAGAUGUGAGUAUUUUGGACGUGCAGAGCCCCCGGCUGGAUUCUGCUCUGAGGGUCUGCUUCUCUCCGGCCUCCACUGAACACUUGUUGGUCGCCACAUCUUCUAACAAGAUCCUCUGGGUCAGCACCAAGACAGGCCGCCUGCUCCGAGAGGUGUCCAAGGUGCACAAACACCAGUGCUCGUCCCUGGCUGUGAGUGAGGACAGUCGGUUCCUGCUGACGGCGGGACACAAUGCUGUCAAAGUGUGGGAUUACAACAUGCAGCUCCAUAUAAACUCACAGAUGUUUAUCGGCCACAGUCAGCCAAUCCGCCAGGUGGGCUUCACCCCCGACCAACUGGGCGUGGUCUCAGUGGGAGACGCCAUCUUCCUUUGGGACUUCCUGGCACUUCCUGUCGACUCUUUGACUGACAGCCGUUCACCUCUGGUAAUAAGACACACCCCUGCUCCUAAAUCAGCUCAACCACACACUGAAGUGAAUGGAGUUCGGUUGUCCAAUGGGAUGCCUCGACGGACGGCUCCUCUUCCCUCCUCUCCGCCACCACGACUCGACAUCAGCACCCUCGACCAAGUUGACCAGGAGGUUUUGGGCUCCUUGUCGAUAUGUGAUGACCCCCCAACAGUCCCCCCCGCUUCAGUUGCAGACCCUUCCUCUGACCCCAGACCUCCAUCCUCCUUCCUCAGAGUCACAGAGCUGACCCACACAUCUCCACUCAACUCAAGUCUUACGGAAGCUGUUGAGUUGAAAGGAAAGAAGCCAGUACGUCCUGAUUGUUACAGGCACUUUAUUCCACGCUUCAAGACCUCCACUCUGGAUCAGGCUGCAGUGGCUCCUCAGGCAGGAGAAGAGGGCAUAAAGCUAAAAGCAGUCAUCGGCUAUAAUGGAAACGGCCGUAGCAACAUGGUGUGGAGCCCUGACCGAGGUUUGUUUGCGUACUCGUGUGGCUGCGUGGUGGUGGUGGAGUAUCUUCACACAGGAAGUCAGAGACACCUGCAGUGCCACAGCGAGGAGAUCUCUUGUCUCGCAGUCACACAUGAUGCACAGACGGUGGCAUCAGCAGCUGGAGGCAGUAACGCCAGCAGGAGCCUCAUCUGCAUUUGGGACGUCCAGAAUGGAACCUGUCGGAGUACCAUCUCCUACCACAGGGGGGCGGUGCAGAGUCUGGCCUUCUCAAGGGACGAUCGCUUCUUUCUCUCUGUUGGAGACUUCUCUGAGCCAGAGGUGGCUCUGUGGAGCAGUAAGACCUUCCAGCUGCUGUCCAGUGUGAGUGUGUCGGGGCCGCUCCAUGACGCAGCGUUCAGCCCCUCCGCAGCCGGCCAGCUGGCCUGCGUGGGCCGCCAGGGGGCUUUCUUCUGCCUGAUCCACACACAGGGUUCAGAUGUAGACCUCAAGGUGCAGAGGGUGAAAGCCCCCUCAGAGGUGGGCGAGGUGGAGCUGACGGCGCUGUGCUACCACACCGACUCCUUCCUGUUCACCGCCACCAAUCGAGGACACGUUUGCGUCUGGGACGUAAACACGCAGCGCUGCUUCAUGACCUGGGAGGCCGAUGAGGGAGAGAUUGGAGUGCUGCUGUGUCGGGGGAACCAUCUGUUGACGGGCAGCAACACCCGCUGGUUGCGUCUGUGGGAGGUAGAAGCUGUUCGGGGCGUGAAGCCUCAGGAAAAGGUCUGCAGCGGGGAAGACAGUGGCACCUCAGUGGUGUUGGAGCAGGAGAUAAUGCUGGACGGGACGACGGUCAGCGCUGCGUUUGAUACCUCGAUGGACAUGGGCAUCGUUGGCACCACAGCGGGAACCCUCUGGUACAUCAACUGGUCGGACUGCAGCAGCAUCCGGCUGGUCAGCGGGCACAAGACCCAGGUGAAUGAUGUGGUGUUCAGCUCUGACGAGAGACAUUUUGCCACCUGCAGCGAGGACGGCAGUGUGAGGGUGUGGUCGGCGCCUAGCAACGAGCUGGUGGUGCAGUUCCAGGUGCUCAACCAGGCCUGUGGCUGUGUGUGCUGGAGCCCUUCUUCCAGCACAGAGAGUGCAUGUGUGGCUGGAGGAUACAGCGAUGGGACUCUGAGGAUCUUCAGGCUUUCCUCCUCAGAGAUGGAGAUGAAGCUGCAUCCUCACCAAGUGGCCGUCACUGCCAUCCAGUACUCAGCUGACGGUCAUGUGAUCCUUUCAGCGGGGAAGAAUGGUCUGGUGGCUGUCAGCAGCCCGAUGAAUGGAGCGACUAUUCGUAUAAUCCGGGAUCACAAAGGAGCCCCGAUUACCACCAUCCAGUGUGUGAAUGAACAGUGUAAGAAUCUCAAACUCGAAGGAAAGGAGAUGUGGUUGGCUGCCAGUGCUGACAGACGCGUCAGUGUGUGGGCUGCUGAUUGGCUGAACGACAAAUGUGAUCUACUUGACUGGCUGACAUUUCCUGCUCCCGCCUAUAUCGGGGAUGACAGCCCACCUCCCAGCCUGGCUGCCUUCUGCCCCGCAGACCCCGGCCUGCUGGUCUACACCGGCUAUGGAGUGGAGAAAGAGCUGUCGUUCUACAGCCUGGCAAAGAAACAGAUAAUCAAAACGAUUGCCCUUCCCGACUGGGCCACAUGCUUAAGCCUCUCCUGUCACAGCCAACUCAUAGCUGUGGGAUCAAAAGGGCGGGUGGUGAAGCUGAUCAAGUCGUCCAGCGGCAGGUUCCAGGACUUCCUGCAGCACAGCGACUCGCUGCAGACGUGUCGCUUCUCGCCUUCAGGGAAGCUUCUCUUCACUGUAGCUUAUAAUGAGAUCCUGCUGUGGGAGGUGCAGGACCUCUGAGGGCCUUUUUCACCCUCUAACACUUUCCUCUUUCCCAGGUGCCUAGUUGAAAUGGGUUUUUUCUGUAGUUUUAUUGUUCCAUAUUUAUUUAUUUCUUAUUUUAGUCGAGCUAUAAUUUGUGGAGAGGUUUUUUGUUCAUAUGCCACAUAGAUUUUUUUUUUACGUGCAUGGUUUUAUAUUACAAUUUUUAAGUGAUUGAUUUGUAUUUCCAGUUUCUUGUCAUUUUUGACAAUUUUUGUAAGGUUUUCUUACUGUACAUUUAAGAUUUGUAUAAUGGUACGUUGCUGUUAUUUCUAUAUAUUUUUUCAGUUGUAGAUAGAAUUAUGGUUUGUGGGCUGCUGAAGGAUGGCAUGAGGUUUAAAUAAAAAGCAGCAUGCAAAAUAAAAAACUAUAAUACAA